GUUUCCGGAAUAUAGUUCGGAUCACCCUGUAUAAAAAUUAUUGUCAAACCCUGUUAGGAAUAUACUUUGUUAAACAUUUCUGAUUAAUUUUAAUACGACGAUUUAAUACGAUAAUAUUUUUUCACGACAAAAUAAUAUGUUUUACUCUAAUAUUAUUUAACUUUGGUAAGGUAAAACUAACUGUCGAUCUAAUAUACUCGUAGUAUAGUUCUCUAUAUUUACGUUAACAUGUUUUAAGCACAUAUCUACAACAGUAAUAGUUUAAGAAAAGGCCGAAACCAGUAAAUCAAAAAAUGUUGUUGAAAAAUGAACUAGAGAACAAAGUCACUUUGACUUCGUAUGUCAACAAUGAUCCCGAAAGAAUAAAGAAUAUUAUUAACGAAAAUGACAACAACGAAAGAUAUGUGGAUUCUGGAGAUUCUAGACGAAGUUCUUCUACUACACUAGAUCUUCCGGACAGCAUUUACUUUCGUCAUAAAUCGAUAUUAUUUUCAGAGGAUGAAGACGUACCCUCUAAAAAAUGGUUUAAGAAGCGCAUUAAAAAUCUGUGUAAUACAAAGACGUUAAAAAAACGCGUGCCUAUUUUUGAUUAUUUACCCCGUUACAACUGGGAGACAGCGAUAUCGGACUUUCUGGCAGGUUUAACAGUAGGUUUAACCAUAAUCCCUCAGGCAAUAGCGUAUUCUAGUGUUGCCGGAUUACCGGCACAGAUAGGUCUAUAUUCGUCAAUUGUAGCGCCUUUGGUUUACGCAAUAUUUGGCAGCAGCAAAGACUCUCCCGUAGGACCUACUGCAAUAGAAGGACUCUUGGUUAGAGAGAAUAAACAUGAGUUGGGUGUACCUGGAGCUAUAUUGCUUUGCUUUCUUAGUGGUUGUGUGGAACUCUUAAUGGGUAUACUACAUUUAGGUUUUUUAAUAGAUUUUAUAUCGGGACCCGUAGCAAUAGCUUUUACUUCAGCGGCGGCAAUUAUAGUAGCGACAACUCAAAUAAAGGAUCUGCUGGGACUGGAUUAUCCAGGAGAUAAAUUUAUUCUAGUUUGGGGGCAAAUUUUCGAACAUGUUUCCGAAACUAGUUGUGCUGACUGUACUAUGGGUUUUGUGUGUAUUGCAGCCUUGAUGAUUCUUAAAAAAUUAAAGGAUAUAAAAGUGGCAAGGAAAGAUGGUUCCCGAAGCAAUUGCCAGAAAGUGCUUUACGGUAUAUUCUGGUUACUGUCCACUUCAAGAAACCUACUUGUUGUAGUCAUUUCAGCUUCUGUAGCGUAUUGCUUUGAAAAUCAAGGCCGAUCUCCAUUUAGACUAACAGGAUUUGUUAAGCCUGGACUACCAAACAUAACAAUGCCACCCUUUAAUACAGAAGUAAAUGGUAAAAAUUACAGUUUUCUGGAUAUGGCGUCUACGUUAGGAUCUGGUAUUAUUAUUUUACCAGUUUUAUCCAUACUUCAAAAUUACGCAAUUGCAAAAGUUUACAGCGAAGGAAAAUCUAUAGAUUCCACUCAGGAAAUGUUAGCUUUAGGAAUUUGCAACAUAGCUUCAUCCUUUGUGAGUUCGAUGCCUGUUUCGGGAGCAUUGUCAAGGGGAGCUGUGAAUCAUGCCAGUGGAGUUAAAACCACUUUUGGUGGUGUUUAUACUGCUUUAAUAGUGAUAUUAUCUCUUAAAUUUCUAACACCUUGGUUCUAUUAUAUACCUAAGGCUGCUCUGGCUGCCGUUAUUAUCGUAGCAGUAGCUUUCAUGAUAGAGCUACAUGUGUUCGGGCCCAUUUGGAGAACCAAAAAAACUGACCUCAUACCAGCCAUAGCAACAUUUAUAGCUUGUCUUUUUACCAGACUUGAGAUUGGUAUAGGCCUGGGUGUUGCUAUAAAUUUAGCUUUUUUGUUGUAUGCCACUGCACGUCCCACAAUAGAUAUUGAGAAAAUUACGUCUCCUUCUGGAUGUGAAUACCUACUGAUAACUCCAGACAGAAGUCUCUCAUUCCCUUCUGUUGAAUACGUUCGAUCCAUAAUUACUAAAGCUGGAACAAAAAGGGGUUUAACCUCCAUACCGAUUGUCAUUGAUGCCAGACAUAUACAGGGAGCUGAUUAUACAGCUGCUAAGGGCAUGAAACUGUUGAUGAGGGACUUUAGCAACAGGAACCAACAAAUAAUAUUUAUACAUUUGAAGAAAUCAGUGGUAGACACCUUCAAAGGAGUAAAUCCAAAGAGUUUUACUUACUGUCAAACAUUUAAUGAUCUGAAUGAAAUAUUAAGGAAGUGUUGUACAAAAUCUCAUUGUGAUGUUAAUUUAAUGCCAAAACCUUACACUAAAUUGUAGAUUUACUUAUAGUACAGGAUCCGGCAUGGCAGCAGGAUUAUGACGCAUUACGUUUUACCAUCAUGUUUUUAAUCAAAACCUAAUCUU
Messenger RNA from Sitophilus oryzae (rice weevil), 2393 nucleotides. RefSeq names its product sodium-independent sulfate anion transporter-like. The record is from RefSeq and is a predicted model, not a curated record. Gene Ontology annotation, molecular function: secondary active sulfate transmembrane transporter activity. Gene Ontology annotation, cellular component: membrane. Bases 294 to 2306 code for a protein of 670 amino acids. The transcript is spliced from 10 exons. Gene Ontology annotation, biological process: transmembrane transport. NCBI's taxonomy places the organism in Eukaryota, Metazoa, Arthropoda, Insecta, Coleoptera, Curculionidae.